This is a messenger RNA of Metarhizium brunneum ARSEF 3297, 1050 nucleotides long. It is a transcript of the gene 4HPE1, whose product is annotated as 4-hydroxyproline 2-epimerase 1. The record is from RefSeq and is a predicted model, not a curated record. Lineage: Eukaryota; Fungi; Ascomycota; Sordariomycetes; Hypocreales; Clavicipitaceae. Gene Ontology annotation, molecular function: 4-hydroxyproline epimerase activity.
AUGCACUCACGUCUGCUAAGCCGACCCAUCCGCGUUGUCGGAUGCCAUGCCGAAGGUGAAGUAGGAGACGUUAUAGUCAGCGGUGUACCAGAUGUACCAGGCAGGUCCAUGUUUGAAAAGAUGCAGAACUUCCAAGAGUCCACCGACUAUCUGCGGCAUCUUCUCUUAAAUGAGCCACGGGGCCGCGCUUCAUUGAACCUUAAUGUCCUUGUACCGCCGUGUGAUCCUAAGGCCGACAUGGGGCUGAUCAUCAUGUGCAACGACUCGUACGCUUUCAUGUCCGGCUCCAACAUCAUAUGCGCGAUAACAGUCCUACUUGAAACCGGCAUAGUUUCAAUGAUAGAGCCCGAGACAGUUCUUACUUUGGAUACCGCAGCUGGUCUGGUUACUGCCACAGCGCAAUGCCAAGCAGGAAAGUGCAAGUCGGUGGCUUUUGAUAACGUCCCUUCAUUUGUUGCUAAGCUGGGUUUUCCGGUUGAUGUGCCUGGAAUAGGCAUCGUUUCCGUCGAUGUUGCCUGGGGCGGCAUGUGGUACGGAUUUGUGGAAGCUGGCGCCCUGGGCCUUGCGGUGUCGAACGAGCAUUGCCGCAAGCUGGUUGCGUUGGGUGACAGGGUGACCAAGGCCAUCCAAAGCCAGUUUACCCCAGUGCACCCGGAGAAACCAGAAAUGGCAGGUGUUUGUACCGUGUGUAUAACGGAACCAGUCGCAAGAGAGUCGGGUUGUUUGAGGGCGAAAAACACAGUCAUCGUCCCACCAAGUAGGCUGGACAGGAGCCCUUGCGGAACAGCGACGUCUGCCAGGAUGGCCAUCUUGUACGCUCGCGGCCAGUUGCAAGUAGGGGAACCCUCUAAACAUCACAGUAUCAUAGGCACUGAGUUCACGGGGCACAUUCGGUAUGCAACCAAGGUCGGGAAGUUCGAUGCCAUUGUUCCGAAUAUAUCGGGGAGGGGCUGGAUCACAAGCUACAAAGAGAUUGUUCUGGAUGCUACCGAUCCAUAUCCAGAAGGGUUCCGAGUAGGUGACCAGUGGCCGGUUGCAUCCGAGGAAUAG